Molecule: messenger RNA, 1707 nt
Organism: Impatiens glandulifera
Lineage: Eukaryota; Viridiplantae; Streptophyta; Magnoliopsida; Ericales; Balsaminaceae
Product: putative pumilio homolog 8, chloroplastic
Exons: 5
Coding region: 1-1611 (536 amino acids)
Biological process (GO): post-transcriptional regulation of gene expression
Cellular component (GO): cytoplasm
Molecular function (GO): mRNA binding
Source: RefSeq, a predicted model, not a curated record
AUGUUUCAAGACAAUAUGUCACGGAAGGGGAAGAAUGUUAUGGGAGACGAGACGACUGUGAUUGGGAAUGGGAACGGGAACGUAACCCCUCUUGUGAAUAUCAAUCAUCAAACGAACCAUCGUCAGUUUCAGAAUGGUUCAUUUGAUGGAUCAGGAUAUUUCCCAGGUGGGUUCUGCCAUGCUGAUGAAAUUCCCUACAGUACAAGGAUGAAUCAUCACACUUUUAUGAUGAACUCAAACGGGUAUGAUCCGGAUACGUUUGAUAUAUCUGAAAGUCUUAGUAGAAUGAGUAUUGGUAACGGUUUUAGUAAUGAUUACUCGAUUCCUAGAACAAAUCCGUCUGUUUUUAACAGUUAUAACUCAUCUGGUUUUGGUGGAUUUAAGGGUUCUGAUUUAGAACUUGAUGACAGUGAAUUUUGGGGGUUAUUAUCUGGGAGUAAUCAUUCUGAAAAUCCUUAUUCCAAUAAUCACUAUAAUGGAGAUAAUCCAUAUCUACAAAUGAUGGGUACAGAUGGUUUUGAGACAGCAUUUAACCGUGAAGGUAGCAUUGUUGUUGAUGAGAAUUCAGUUCAAAACAAUGAAUCCUUUAAAACAUACUCACAAUGGUUAGAGCUUCGUGAGAAUGGCUCGAGUUUUCUUAGCCCUUUCAGGAGUAAGAUACAUUUGAUAGCGAAGGAUCAACAGGGUUGUAGGUUCUUGCAAAGUGUACUUGGGGAAGGAACAUUUGAAGACUUGAGGAUACUGUUUAAAGGAAUGAUCAGUCAUAUUGUUGAACUGAUGAUGGACCCUUUUGGUAAUUAUUUAGUACAGAAAUUGUUGGAAAUCUGUGAUGAUCAACAGAGAUGGGAGGUUGUGAUCAUGGUCACUAAAGUGCCUGGAGAUCUUGUCAGAAUUUCUUUGAAUACACAUGGCACUCGGGCAGUACAGAAGUUGAUCGAGACUUUAACAAACAGGGAGCAAAUUGCUCUAGUUGUUAUGGCACUCAAACCUUGUUUUAUUGAUCUUGUUAAGGACUUGAAUGGUAAUCAUGUUAUACAACAUUGUUUGGAAAAGUUCAGCAGGAAAGACAAUGAGUUUAUUUUCGCUGCUGCAACGAGAUUUUGUUUUGAUAUCGCAACUCAUCAGCAUGGAUGUUGUGUUAUGAAUCGGUGUAUUUUACAUUCGGUUGGGAGUGAUCGCGAGAAAUUGGUUGCUAAAGUUGCUUCUAAUGGACUUAUCCUUGCACAAGACGCAUUUGGGAAUUAUGUUGUCCAACUUGUAAUAGAGCUGAACAUUCCUUCAUCUUCUGCCACAUUAAUGUCUCAAUUUGAAGGAAACUAUGUAUUUCUUUCCACACAAAAAUUUAGCAGUCAUGUGGUUGAGAAAUGCCUCAAGUUCAUGGAACAAAGUCGUGAAAGAAUCGUUCGCGAGUUAUUGUUGGUUCCACGAUUUGACCAAUUGUUGAAGGAUCCCUAUGCCAACUAUGUUGUCAAAUCCGCACUUAUUAACACCAAGCUUAAGGAACCAGUUCUUUAUGAUUGGUUAGAAAAGGCGGUUAGUGAUCAUGAGUUUCUUUUACGUACUAAUCCCUUUUGCAAGGAAAUUUUAUCGCUUAGUCGCUCGAGGAGGUGAAGUUAUGUGCUAUGGAUGUGUGCCAAUAUUUAGAAUUGGAGACUAUGAGUAUGAAGAUGAAUUCUAGCUUAUUACUAAUAAUAUUAUCUACACUAA